AUGGCUUCUCCGCGCGUAUACUUCCCCGCCUCAUCUCCGCGCAGCUUCGCGCCAACCACCCCCACUAGCCAGCUUCUAGGGGACUCCUCCAUAGCCCAAGGAUCAGGAGGUGGCAGUUCGGUAGGGUUAGAGGAGCUUCAAGAUGCUUACUUGUCGGAGCUGCUCUCCUACAGCCUGGAUCGAUUAAACAAGGAGCCAGAGCUGCUGCGCGCCGAUGCGGAGAGGGUGCAGCGGCAGAUGCAGGAGGUGGCGGUGGCGCAUUACCGAGCGUUCAUCACCGCCGCUGACGCCAUCCGGUCCAUCCACCGCGAGAUUAACUCCGUCGACCAACACCUGGGGUCUCUGGUGUCGGAGAUCCCUAAGCUCACCACCGGGUGCAAUGAGUUUUUGGAGGAGGCUCAGGGGGUGAUGGAGAAGAGACGGCUGAACAAGACAAUGCUUGCCACCCACCCCACGCUCAUGGACCUUCUAGAGAUCCCACAGCUCAUGGACACCUGUGUGCGCAACGGCAACUACGACGAGGCCUUGGACCUGGAGGCGUUUGUAGCUAAGCUCGCCACCAUGCAUGCCAAGCUGCCAGUGAUUCAGCAGCUGGCAGUGGAAGUGAGGCACACCACGCAGGCCAUGCUGUCACAGCUGCUGCUCCGACUGCGAUCCAACAUCCAGCUGCCCGAGUGUCUGCGUGUGAUUGGCUAUCUCCGGCGACUGGCGGUGUUUUCAGAAACAGAAAUGCGGCUCCAGUUCCUGCGGUGCAGGGAGGCGUGGCUGGGGGAGGUGGUAUCUGAGCUGGACCCGGCCUCCCCCUACGACUAUCUGAAGCGCCUCACCGACUGCCACCGCGUGCACCUCUUUGACGUCGCCACGCAGUACCACGCCAUCUUCGCCCACCACUCCUCCUCAUCCCCAGAUUCAUCGAACCUGGACGAGGAUUCGGCUGCGCUAGCCGCUCUGCUAGGGGAUGGGGGAGUGGGGGGAGGAGCCGGGGGAGGGGCCGGGGGGGUGUUGGGGAAGUAUGGGAAGGGCAGGGCGGGAGGCGGGGCGGUUUUGAACGGGUGGGGGGGUGGGGGAGCGGGUGGGGAUGGGGGUUUGGUGUAUGGUCUUGGCCGAGUAGGGCUGGACCUCAGAGGCCUCCUGCCGCCCCUCUUUGAAUCGUGUGUGCUGCGGAUGUUCCAGCGCAACAUCUCCUUUGCGGUCGACUCCUUCCAUCAUGUGUUGGAGACACACAGAUGGGUACCUCUCCCCUCAAUGGGCUCUGCUGCUCGCAUGGGCCUGGGAGGCGAAUCUCUUGAUGACGUGGCGCCGCCCUAUUCGCUCAUGGAGCACCCGCCACUAGCCGCCUUCGUGAAUGGUAUACUGGCAGCGCUGAACGAGUUGAGGCACUGUGCGCCGACGGCCCUGAAGCAGCAGCUGGCAGGGGAGGUGGAGAGGGCGCUGGCAGUGGUGGCUGGGUCGCUGGGUCGCUACAGUCACACACACAUAGUCAAGGACUCCGAGGCGGCGCUCUUUAUUAGCACAUGCAGGGCGUUCGUGGAGGUGGUGUGCCCGUAUGUGGCUGUCUGCUUCUCCCGCUGCUACGGCUCCCCUGCCACUCUCGUAUCCACACAAGCAGCGUGCGAACCUGUGAAGCAACUCAUUCUCGCCUCCAUGCCCCCUGCUGCCGCUGCCGAUGCUGACGCUGAUGCCGAUGCUGCUGGGGUAGAUGAGGGGCAGGAGGGUGAGGAGGCGGGAGAGGGAAGGAGAGGAGAUGGGGAGGCUGGGGAAGGAGAGGGGGGUCAAGAGGAGGAGAAGGUGGGUGAGGGUGUGAGGGGUGGUAGUGGAGGCCCCUUAGUGGGGCCUGACUUAUCAGCAGCCAUGAGCCUUUUGGAGAUUAAGUAUGUCCCGCGGCCUCCGGCAAUUGGACAGGGGUGCAAUCUGGAUUCCAUGAUUCUGCCGGAGGCCGAGGAGGUGCCCCACUUGCGCGAGUUGGACUUUUGCGUGAACGCGGAUUUCGUGCACAUAGAGAACAAGUACGGCACCUUCAUCUGCGAGCCGCACCUCUCCUUCCCCAACCAAGUCUUCCCCUCCAACCCCUCAGACGCCCCUCCAGGGAGCUACAGGCAGAAUGGAGGGGAGGAUGAACCCGAGGACCCCUAUGUCGGGGAUAGGUCGAUGGACGAGCACUACGGGGGGUCAACCAUAAUGGCGUACGAUCCGCUCUUCAACUGGGACUCGGAGCGUGCUGCUGUCAUCGGCCACCGCCUCCCCAUCCGCCCCAUCACCUCCUCCUCCGUGGGCACGCGUUUCUCAGUGCGCAUCUUAGGCCUGACGGUGCAGGCAGGGCUGGUGGAGCCAGUGAGCGGCACCAUGUGCCUGUACCACGCCGAGCGCCGUGAGAAGGCCUCCGAGGACUUCCACUUCCAGUUCCUGCCGGCGCAGUGGGAGGGCGAGAGCACGUCGCCCGACACAAGAGCCAUUUUCUCGGUGGACAAGGAGUCGGCGGCGCUGUGCCUGCUGGUGCAGCUCGACAAGGCUGCGAGUGAGGAGAGUUUGAAUGGCAUCAAGCCCGCUGUUUACACCCGCAAGGACCCCCCCACCCUGACGGACAAGGAAGCAGCGCGCCUGUCAGAGUGGGCACAAGUCAUGCCCUUCCGAGAGCCCCUCGCGUGGAUCACCAUCCCCCUCUUUGAUUCGUCUGUCACCGGCGGAGUGGGGGGCUUCGGAGCCUCGGGAGGCGGCAGCUCAGGGGGAGGGUCGUCAGGGAGCCUGGGGGGAGGCGGGGGCGUGCUGGGGGUGGAAGGGGGAGGCAUGGGGGGAGGGGCGGGGUCGAGUCCGGUGGUGGAUAGCAAUGGGGUGCGCGUGCCGGCUUAUGAGCUGGGGGGGCCACCAGUGCAGAUUGACAUUCCCACGUUGAAUCGCGCCAAGGAGUGUUAUACUGAUGACCAACUGCUGGACCCCAAGAAGAAGGCGCAGAAGCCAGUGCGCGUCUCCAUGCACUUCGAGGUGGAGAGGCUACCCGGAGGGGCGGCAGGGGGGGCGGCAGCGGGCGGCAGUGUGACGCCGCGGUCCCUCAGCAGCAACGCGUCACAGAGGGGGGUGAACCGGGCGCGGUCGCAGGACUCCAUGACCUCAGACCUGGACGACGUCAACAUGGUGCCAAGGAGCCUUUCGGUUUCCAGGUUCCUCACCGGGUUCCAGGCGAUAGACUUCACGGACAUGGUGAGGGCGGAGCCCUUCACACGCCUGGUGCAUCUGCUCUUCGUGUAUCCGCAGCAGGUCGCGCUGCCCAAGAAGCUCAACCUCUUUGUGCGCACCGAGCUGCGGGCUGAUGACCUCGACAUCCAACGGCCGUCAAUGGAGGCCAUCUUUCCCAAAGAACGCAAUGGUCCCAUGCUGCGUACAGCCUCAACUCAAGUGGUGCAGGGAGCACGACCAGCACUGUUCCAUGACGAGGUCAAGAUGCAGCUGCCCGCCUCUGUGACGCCCGCACACCAUCUGCUCUUCACCUUCUUCCACAUCGACCUCUCCCUGCGCUCCGAAUGGCCCAAGCCGGUGGCAGUGGGAUAUGCAGUCAUGCCUCUUGCUGCUGCUCUACAGGCGUUCAAAGCGGAGGUGAAUCUGCCCAUAUCCAAGGACCUGCAGCCGCGCUACCUGCAAGAGAGCACCAAGUCGCGGCUGACCUACUGGGAGGAGGGCCGCCCCAUCUUCCGCGUGCGCACGCGCCUGUUCUCCUCGCUGCUCCCGCUCUCCGACCGCCUGCGCGACUUCUUCCACCAGUUCGACCGCCACAUGCUGGAGGCGCCUCUGCCGAGAGAAGAUCUCUUAGAGGCCAUCAACGCGCUCAAGACGGUGGAUGUGGUGGUGCUCAUGCAGUUCCUCUACCCGCUGCUCAACAUGCUGCUCUGCAUGAUUGGCAACGGCGUUGAGACGCUCCAAGUAGCCGCCUUCCGAGCCAUGAUCAACAUUGUGUCCAGAGUGCAGCUGGAGUUGGCACCGCAGGCAGGUGCAGCCCCCAUGGAGCGGAGUCGUUUCCUCGUGCACUUUGUCGACUUCAUAUUUGACGAUCUCGGUCGCAACCAGCCGCCCGUGUAUCCGGGUCUCAGCAACGUGUGGCGCAGCCUGGCACGCAGCAAGUCGCGAGGGUUCCGAGUGGGGCCGGUGUAUGCAGAGGCGCUGCAGAUGGCGUGGUUUGUGCUGGAGCUCAUCGUUAAGUCCAUGGACCUGGAGCUUGCUCAGGUUCCGCAAGGGGACGAGAUUGCACGUCUAAGGCUAGAGGACGAGGUGUUUCUGUGCAUCCGGCAGCUCUUUGAGUGCCUGCUGGCCGAGGUGCACGAAAAGGCAGUCUCCGACCCACCCCUCGCCAAGAGCCUCAGCUCCUCCAUCUCCUUCUUCUGCUACGACCUCAUCUCUGUCGUGGAUCCGCCGCAAGUCUUUGAGCUGGUGGGUCUGUUCCUCUCGCAGUUCGUGGGCGUGUGUCCGCCCAUGCAGCACAUGUUCAAGCUGCACUUCCUCCGCAUCGUCUGCGACCAUGACCUCUACAUCGAGACCCCUGGUCGCGGCCCCACUGAGAAGAAUUAUCUGACCACAGUGCUGCUCAAGGACCUCUUUGUGAGCCUCGACCACGAGGACCCCAGUCAGCGAUCGCUGGCUGCGCGCAUGCUGGCCUUCCAGGUGGCGAAGCACGAGUACGAUGCGCGGUACCAGCAGCCGGAGCUGAAGCUGUACAUCGCGCAGCUCUACAUGCCCAUCGUCAACAUGAUCCUCGACGAGGUCGAAACCUUCCACACUCUAGGGGUCAUUCAGAGGAGGCAGAUCCUCGUGGUCAUGCUCACAGUGGUGCGGAACUUAGAUAAUGAGACGCUGCUCAAGGCGUGGAAGCAGAGCGACGUGCGCACUCGCCUCUUCUUCACGCUCCUGCAGCAAGCCCUCGUGCUCUUCCAGCACCCGCCCCAGCUGACAGCUGGCAGCAAGCCCCGCCCCACCGCCACCAAAUCCAGCCCCGCCACGUCAGCACCCGCCGACGCCACGCUGGCAGUGGAGCCGCCACCAAUCCCGAUGUACUCGGACCGAGUCUCCCUGGCAACCAAUGAUCAGCUGGACGAGAUGGCCCGGGCAGAUCCCAAGGCCUUGCUCGAGAGGGAGCAGAUAAUCCGAAAGGUCACGGGCGGCGCCGUGUCGGGCGGCAAAGGGUCGGCGGUGUCGUUGAGGGAUGUGCUCGCCCGAUCGAGAAUACCGCCCAAAGAUGCCAUGGCUCUGAUGAGACAAAACCUGCCGCCCAGCGCUUCUGGGAAGCUGUUAACAUGGGAGGCAAGUGUAGCAGCAUGGUGUGCGGUGCAGGUGCUGGAGGUGGUGGAGAAGUUCAGCGACAUGGCUGCUGAUGGGCUCGUGGCCACCGACUACCAAACCAUGGACUGCCUCACUGGCCCUCUCUCCGUCAUGCUCGCUCUGCCCCAGCCCAUGAGCUUCUGGGAGCCCUUCGUGCCGGCCUUCGCUGAAAUGCUGCGCCUGCACGGCAAGGCCAUGCUGGACGGCCCGCCCUCUGCUGCCGCGGCGGACACUGCUGACAGUGCCGGGGCAGCAGCUAAGGGGGGCGACGUGUUGCUCAAGGGCCUCUUUGGCAGCCUGCUGAAGCAGAUGGCCCUCCGCCCCGAGUUCAUCAGGAAGAGAGCUCUGCUCUGCCUGCUGCUUCUCCUGCGCAACGCUCUGCUGCACAUGAAGGACGUGGAGCGCCUCAGAGUCAUCCUCACAGUCGCUCUCUCAGAAGUCCUCUCCCACAUGCGCCUGCUGCACGCGCCCUCGCCCUCCCCCGCCCCCGCCUCUCGCUCCUCCAGCGCCUCUAGCAUCGCUUCUGCUGCUGGCGGUGCGGGUGGGGGCGCUGGGGAACUGGUAGAGUCCGCAGAGGUUGAGAAACUGAGGCUUUCGCUGGAAGAGCUUGGGACGGAGGAUAAGUGGUUUCAACUGCUGGACGAGUGCGGAUUACCGUCGAUCUGCCUGGAGAUUGUGGUGGAGGAGGAUGAGGAGAAGGAGGAGGAGGAGGACGAGGAGGACGAGGAGGAGGAGUAUGAGGAGUGGGAUGAAGGGGGGAGUGUGAUGGUGGGGAGGAGGAGGAAGCGGGAGAGGGACAGGUGGACGUGGUCGAAUGUGGAGGAGACUCAGGAUAUGCUGCUCACCGUGGUGGAUGCAGCGUCGCAGCACGAGCAACUGAUGGAGGGGCUGAAGACAUCAAACGACAAGUACGCCAUAGUGGAGAGCUACUACAUCCUCGCACAGGCGUACGGACAUGUGCCCGAUCUGUACAUCAUGUGGAUGCUGCACCUGUGCGACGCGCACCAGGAGAUGAACCAGUGGGCCGAGGCCGCUCAGUGCGCCGUUUCUGUAGCUGGCAUUGUCAUUCGGGGUCUGCAAAUCGCAUCAGAGGAACCAGUGUGGGACGAGGAGCACCUGGAAGUCCUCUGGAGCAUCUGCCCCUUGGCCCGUCACCAGUGGCGCGCGCGGGCCUUCUCCUCCCAGUCGGGGUUUGGGGCGGCGAGGGUGACGGUGGAGGGGGCGGUGCAGCACGUGCAGCGGGCGAGCAACCUGUUCUACAAGGCGGAGCUGUUUCAUUUCUGCGCGCUCAUGCUCUCGCUGCUGCUGCCGCUGCACCGCUCCCGCCACGACUACAAGCAGCUGACCAAGACGCACAACAAGAUCGCGUCCAUCUAUGAGAACGUGGAGCAGCAGGAGACGAGCCCCAUCCCCUUCAAGGACGCCUGCUACUAUCGAGUCGGCUUCUAUGGGGAACGAUUCCGAUACAUCGAUGGCAGGCAGUUCAUAUACCGAGAGCCACGAGACGUGCGGCUGGAGGACAUAAUGGAGAAGCUCAAAGCACUCUAUGAUGCACGCUCACCCGACGAGGAGCCUCUUCAAAUCAUCCAGGACUCGCGCCAAGUGCACCCCGCCUCCCUCAAGCCGAGGGUCCACCUUUUCAUACCUGCACGCCCCCAUGCCCAUCCCACUCCCUACUCUUCCUGCACUGCUGUCCCCGUCCCUCGUUUCCCCCACGGCAGGGAGUUCAUAUACCGAGAGCCAAGGGACGUGCGGCUGGGAGACAUCAUGGAGAAGCUCAAAGCACUCUACGAUGCACGCUCGCCCGACGAGGAGCCCCUGCAGAUCAUCCAGGACUCACGCCAGGUGGACCCUGCCGCCCUCAAGCCGAACCUCGUCUACAUGCAGAUCACCGCCGUCGAACCUGUGGUAGGUGCGGGGGAGGAUCGGUGGCUCGGCAGACCUCUCGAGCCUCCGAUUGCCGGGACUCCCACGUUCAGUUGUUUCUUUUUUGACACGCCGUUUACGCCGAAUGGGAAGCAGCAGGGGCGGAUGGAGGAUCAGUGGAAGAGACGAACGCUGCUGUACACGCAGAGCACGCUGCCGAGCCUGAUUAGCCGGCAGCCGGUGGUUCGGUCGGAGGUUCGGGAGUACUCCCCGAUCCAGUGCGCUGUGGAGAUUAUUGAGUCGCGGUCGUUUGCACUAGAGGCCGAAAUGGCCAGCCAGUUGGGGGAUUCUGGGGCGGCAGGGGCGGCGGGAGGGCCGGCUGGAAAGAAGGAUCCGGCAGCGGUUGUAGCGGCAGCAAUGGCAGCAGGGUCGGGGCCGCUACAGCUGCCGCGGUUACAAACCCUGCAGCGGUUACUGCAGGGGAGUGUGGCGCUGCAGGUUAACAGCGGUGUGCUGGGAGUGUGUAUGGCGUUUUACCAGGCGAAUCCCCAGGGGGCUAAUCCAAGAGCCAAGGAUCCAGAGAAAUUGCAGCCGUCGGAACUUGAGAUGUUGACGUCUGCGAUUGUGCGGUUUGUGGUGGUGUGUAAGCGGGCGGUGGUGGUGCAUGGGAGGGCGGUGACUGAAGAGGAUAGGGAUUUCCAGGAGCAGCUGGAGCAGAGCUUAGAAGACCUGGAGAAGGAGAUUUCUGCCUUCAUUCCAGGGCUAAGGAAACGAGCAUCGGCUUACUGA
This is a messenger RNA of Closterium sp. Naga37s-1, 7956 nucleotides long. Lineage: Eukaryota; Viridiplantae; Streptophyta; Zygnematophyceae; Desmidiales; Closteriaceae. The record is from the annotation of a GenBank genome assembly.